UGUUAGCGUGUUAUUCUUUGGCGUAAUCUUGAGAUAAAUGCAAUUCACUUAAGCCAUUUUUUUCAAUAUUCUUCUAGUCUAAUCAAUUUUUUUUCUAAUGUGAGUAUGGAUAUUAGUAUAUAUAUACAUAAAUAUUAGUUUCAUCGCAUAUACACAAAUUCAUGUACGUUUAUCCUGUUCACAAAAUGAACUAAACUGGAUUAUAAUUUUAUAGUUUAAGAACAACACAAAACUGAAAAUGAACCGCUUACUUAUAAUUUUAUAUACUCUACACUAUACUUACUGUUUUGGACCUGGACUUUUCAAACUCUCCUCAAAUUCUUACGAUGAAUGGAAUCCUUCACUGUCAGCACCCGCAUCCUCAUCCGCCUCGAUCGCAUCCUCUUCUUCCAUUUCUUCAUCUGCUGUUCCAGCUGCUUUACCCUAUUCAGGUGAUACAAAUUCUUAUGCUUAUUGGAAUUGUCAUACAAUUCCACCAAAUAUGACACUAUGUAAAAGUGUCGGCUAUUCACGUAUGGUACUGCCAAACUUUUUACAACAUGAAUCACUCCGUGAAGCUAUCCAACAGGCGAAUGUAUGGAUUGCUUUAGUCAAUACAGAUUGUCAUCCAGAUAUUCAGCGAUUUUUAUGCUCUCUAUAUGCACCAGUUUGUUUAAAAAGUCAUCAAGAAGCUAAAAUACCACCAUGUUGGGAAUUAUGUGAUCAAGUGAGAAAUGCUUGUUUACCAAGAAUGAAAUUAUUCGGUUUCGACUGGCCUGAUAUUGUACGUUGUCAACAAUUUCCACGUUUAGCUGAAAGUAUGUGUAUACCUCCGCAGGAGAAGAGUACUGCUGUAACAUGUGUUCCGUGUGAACAGGCAAUAACACUGGAAAAUAUUGCAAGCUCUUAUUGUAUGGCUGAUGUGGUUCUCAAGGCAUCUAUUAAAGACAUGGUAUUACAACCAAAUCAAGCCUCAAUUAUACUCAAUCUUACACCAAGAACUUUAGCCCUAAAAUUGAUUCGUAAUGAUGGUACCCAGUUGAGUAGUAUUGAUCAAUAUCGUAGAAAAAGAAACAGUCGACGAAGACGUUAUAACAAUAAUAACAACAAUAACAAUAAUGAUGAUAAUGGUGAUGAUAAUAUUAAUAACAAUCGAUACUAUUAUCAUCAUCAUAUGCGAGUGGCUAGAGAUUUAAAGUUACCCACUCAUCGAAGAUCAUCCAUCCAAGAUCGAUAUCAAUCGAAAUAUCUGAUGAAGUCAAAGUCAAUCAAUUCAAUGAAUGAAGAAAGUGAAUGGAGACAACAACAACAACAAGAUAAUGGUGGUAAAUCAAGAGAGAAAAGACGUCGAAGGCCGAGGAAUUCACGUCUUCAUGACUUAGACGGUAUAACAGAAUUAGUUCUAGGCUGUUCAUCGUGUAAUCCAUUGUUGCCAUAUACUAGUGGACGUAUGGCACAUUCAUUGCCAAAUCAAAAAUGGCUUGUAAUGGGUAGACGGAUUCAAGAUUCAGCUACGAAAAAGUUUACGAAUCAAUUACAGGUCACCUUUCUGGGUUUAUGGAAUAGAGAAUCAGCUGAAUUUCGACAGUCGUUGAAUGCAAUCCGUAAAGAGCCUGUAGCACAUCUGUGUAAUAAAAAUCAAGCCAGUCUUUCGGUUGCUGUUCAACCACAAGCUAUCCAGUAUAAUCAUCCAGGAAGAACGUUGAAAAUUUUGCGUUCAGCUCCAUCGGAGUUGUCAGAUUCACCGAAUUAUGAAAAUGCUGAUAGUAGGAUGAAUUUGCACGAUAAUGGCAAUAAUAAUAAUUUGUAUAAACCGGCGAAGUCAAAUAAGAAGCACCCAACUGCUUCAGUGUCUAACCAUGAUGCCCGGAGUAAUUCUCAAGGCAAUGUCAAUAGUCCCUACCAUCGUCAACCUAAAACGCUGAUUACACAGAGUCCUUAUGAUGAUGACAGUAAUAAUGAUAUUGAUGAGGACAGCGAUAGUUUUCAUAAACCAGGUCGCCUUACCUACCAAAAUGCUUCAUAUAGAACAAAUCUGGAGAGAAAUACACACUCGAAAACGUCAAAUGACGCACAGAACACCUAUCUCAAAGAAAUCAAUCAACUACAAAGACAAAAUUCACGUAAAGUUAAACGUCGUGAACGUAAAAGAAAACGAAAAGUAGAACAGGGUAAAAGGGUCAAUGAACCUGCCUCACAAAAUCAAUAUGGCAUCAACUCAUACUCACAUCAGUUACCGAUAAAUCCUUAUGCCGACUGAAAUAUAAGUAUUGACGUACUGAAUGAAGGGAUACCCUAAAGGUAUAUUUUCACAGAUAAUAAAGAAGAAUAUUGAAAUGAUAAAUAUACAGGGUGCUUAUUGAGUGAAGUAUAUGCGAACCCUCACACGUUUAUAUUAUUCUGUAAAACUCAUAUAUACAUACGUAUACAUAUAUAUUAGGGUUACUGUUUAUUUUCACGCAUUAUUGAUGUCGUCAUUAUUACUGUUUUUGUUGUUUUUAUUGUUUGAUUAUAUCGAUUUAUUGAUCAGUCAAUCAUCUAAGUCCAGUUGUUUUGUACACACGCACAUAUGUCCACAUGUACACUUACGUAUACUAUAAUUUUAAUCGCACAUUUAUUCAUAUACAUAUAUAUCU
This is a messenger RNA of Trichobilharzia szidati, 2615 nucleotides long. Lineage: Eukaryota; Metazoa; Platyhelminthes; Trematoda; Strigeidida; Schistosomatidae. The record is from the annotation of a GenBank genome assembly.